AUGAAUUCCGAGAGAGCGAAAAAGUUUCUACGAGAAUGUCGGCCGUCGACGUGGGUCAUCGCCGGUUUCUUCUUUCACGACCGCGGUUCCUCUAUUCAAAAGUUAGUCCAAGGAUUUCUUUGUGAGGUUCUCUGUCAGAUUUUGAAACAGGACAAAUCUGCUGUCGAAUUGGUCCCUCCCAAUAUCAGAACUCAACUUGUGAAAGAGGACGGCAAAAUGGGGUUCGCUAUCCAUCAUUAUUGCGACAGUGACAUCCGAGCAUUCACGGCGGAUCGGCUGAGGCCGGAAAUAGGCCAAGACCUAGCCGAGCAGAGUCCGAUGCUGGAUGUCCUCAUCACCGACGUUGUUGAGAAGGCACAAGAGGUGUUUCUAUGGGCUCGACUCGUAGAAGAGUUGCUCGCCGGGAUAUCUGACGGUUACCUGCUAGAGGAGCUCCGAGAUCUCCUUGCCACCAUGCCCUCGGAACCGGAAGAUCUGUACGUGAGAACUCUGAAUCAAACCAGGAGCGGUUCAACUCAGAUGCUUGCGAAACAAAAAUAUGGGACGUAUGUGAUGCUACCACGUCAUCCGUCAACAACCCUCUCGAACUUCCCCGGUUCCUCCAAGCAGCUCUGUUCCUCGCUGGGGAUCGGAGAUCUCUGGUACCUCGGCUUUCCAGGGCACGGAUGA
Messenger RNA from Rhinocladiella mackenziei CBS 650.93, 669 nucleotides. RefSeq lists its product as uncharacterized. The transcript is spliced from 2 exons. The record is from RefSeq and is a predicted model, not a curated record. The coding region runs from base 1 to 669 and encodes 222 amino acids. Lineage: Eukaryota; Fungi; Ascomycota; Eurotiomycetes; Chaetothyriales; Herpotrichiellaceae.